CGGUAGGCAUCUAGAAUGAUCUAGUGUGGACAGUGCACAGUGCUGUAGCCUAUGAGCGACGUGGAGGACACCAGAGAGGACGAUCGCAGGACUUUACGAUCGGCUAAAGGACCGGUAUCCCAUGUGUCUUUAGGACCGGAGGGUGAUAGGAAACUGUUCCACCGACAAAGAGAAAGGAGAGCUAGAGCAGCCGAGGCCAGCAGGGCUUUUGCUAGAAAGGCCAGUGCUAUAGCAGCCAUGGCUACCACAACCAUGAGCACGUCUGCGCAGCAGACUUCCCAAGCCGGAAGUUCAGGUACCGCCGGGUCCACGGUCGUGCAGACCGUGAGUCAGUCCACUGGCUUAAUGGCAAGCCAGCCCGCGGUGUUGUCCCCAGAGGAUGUCGCCAUCCAGCAGGCAUCCCUGCAAGAGGCACAGCUACAACAGGCAUUAGGAAAGAUAAAAAGGGAGAAAGAGAUAAUGAUUAGAAGAAGAGCCAGAAUGCAACAGAGAGGGACAGACAUAGAGGAGUUAGAGACGAUGGACCUGACGCAUAUGGAUGAGGAUGUGAAGGUAGUUAGGAGGGCCCUGGUAGGCGUAAUUGAGAUGCAGGAGCAUCAAACUACCCUUCUUCAGGACAUUCAACAAAGCCUAGCCGUAUUGGCAGGGCGUGCUCAGGCAGCACCAUCACCAGCAGGGCCUGGUGCCUGGUCAGUGCCAUAUCCUCCUCUUUCUGUUCCACCGGUGACUAGGGUAUCCCCAUAUGUAGCCCCUUCAUCGAUUGCUAUCGUUUCCCUGGGCAUGCCUCUGUCAGGAGGGGUAACAGCAGGGAGUAGUUUGCAGGUUCCUGUUCAGACAGUGUUUACUCCAAGUCCGUCACAGGUUGCAGUCACCACGCAGCCUGCUGUCUCGCAGUUAGUGCAACCUCAGGGCACACAGCCCCAGCAGCUGGCACAACAACCUGUAUCGCCGGGUCCACAGCCCGGGUGUAAACUCACCUUGCCACACGAAGAAGUGCUUGUGGCUGCUUCCUACCUGGAGGGUAGUGCAGCGAGAUGGUUGAGUGGGUUAGUGCAACUCCAGGGGUACGAUCAUGACUUUCGCUCUUGCGCAGCCUCUCAAAAAUUGGAGGACUUCCUGAAAAUGGUGGAAGACAGGUGGCAUGAUCCGCAGGAGGCUCAAAAGGUCACUGACGCGAUUCUGACACUGCACACGCGGCAGUUUAAGUCAGUAAGGGAUGCCACCGACGCUGUAGAGCGUUUGAUUUGUGUUCCAGGGGUACGCUAUGACCCCCAGGUCCUGCUAACUUCGUACCUGAGGACCUUAUCUCUGCCGCUCAGGAACCAAUUGGCGAAAGAGGCCAACAUUAAUAUGCACAAUUUUCCUUCGUUCAGCAAGGUGGCCCUAGACCUAGAAGCAAAGAUAGGACAUGGACAGGCACCCACUACGGAAGGGAGAAAGAAGACACUGCCUCCCAACUGGAAGGCGAAAGGUCGCAUUAUGUUUGUCGACAACGAUGGAUCAACCAUCGAGUUGGACGGCAACUUCCAGGAGGGAGUAGGUGCAGAGGCAGGCAGCGAUACUUCAGAGGGUGGAGUAGUCGGCACCGUAACCCAACAAAAAGGUAAAGGGACCGGUAGACGCCCUAGGGGAUCCCGAUCGAAGAGUCAAACAGACCCUAAUGCUCUUCCAUGGGAGAAAGCGGGUCUAGUUGAGGACGUGUCGAGAGAUCGGUGGGCACGACAAGCUUGUAUCAAGUGUGGCCAAUAUGGCCAUAACAUGUACAAGUGUCGCAAUAGGAAGGUCCCCGAGAAGAUCCCGCCCACUAUGGGGUCGGCAGUAGGAUCCUCUCAAACCGUUGGUAGCAACGUGUCAUUUCAAUAUAAGCGAGGAAGCAUCAUCGUCACAGCAUCUAUUAUCCCGCCGAACGGACAGGCUGCUUUUGCAAGUGGAAUGGUUGAGCAAAUCAAGGCUAUGGUCAUACAAGGCCUCUCCUUCAGUGAUUUCCCUUCGUUUCGUGUACUGCAACUCACCUCACCUAACAUCACAUCUCAAGACUGCACCUUACUGGAUAUAAUUGGAUGCCCUGAAGAAACAAUUCGCCGAGAAUGUGCUUGCAUAUCAACCCAGACAUUCAAAUUCCUUCUGCGGUUUGAUGCUGAUUACCAGCGAUUUAUGGCCAAUAUAGAAAUGCAGGAGCGCUUUCAGAGUGAAAUGGUCCAACAGCUGCAAGUGGAAAACACUCAGGUUACGUUCAACUUCACCGCAGGAAGCAUUUAUGUAAGAGUAGAAGUUAGCCCCCCUGCCGGCGAAAAGUUCUUCGAUUUCCCUGAUCUUCAGAAAAUGAAAGCUCUUGUCACGCAGCGCCUUCUUGUGUUCAGUGAUUUUGCAACCUACUCAGUGAUAGAAGUGGGGACCCCAACUGCUUCCAGUUCAGGGACUGGGCCUGGGACUAUCCAGUGGAGCGAUCCCAAGGCACCAAUUAUGAGGGUGGAUAGAUAUGGUAGGCUGGUGGCAUAUAGUGAUCAGUUCUCGGGCUUUGCGCUUGCAUGGGAAACUCAUUCCGGGGAGGAGUAUUUGUGCCGCCACACAGUGCGGGCCUCUGCCUUUGCAGAGGACAUUGCUCUGCUUCCUGGCAGAACGAAGGAUGAGGUUGCCACCGACCAGUACUUGAGUCGAAAGUUCGGAUUCAACUGGCGGAGCUGUACAGCAAACCGAACAAUGGCAGCAGCCCCAGGCCAGUACCAGUUCAUCGCACAAGAUCUCAUUGAAGGUUUCCACACAUUCUCAGUGGUACUUUCCACAAGCUUGAACUUCGAGCGGGACGCAGUUAAAUGCUUCUUCAAGAUGGGUACGGAAUCCAAUCCUGAAAAUGCCAAAAACAUCAGGAAACAGAAAGGCGAGCAUCCCUGAGAUGUUGUGAACUCUUGGGCUAGGAGAAGGAGCAUCUAUUUACUAGAAAAAUGUGGUGGGCAAAUGAAACCUUGGUUCGUCU
This is a messenger RNA of Chara braunii, 2974 nucleotides long. The record is from the annotation of a GenBank genome assembly. Lineage: Eukaryota; Viridiplantae; Streptophyta; Charophyceae; Charales; Characeae.